GAGGAGGGGGGCGUGGUCACGUGGUGGUGAGGCCUGGUGCUUUCGCUUCGUUAUUUGGGACCUGUCCGCGCUCUUUGAGAUCGAGAGGAUUUUUUUCUUUAAAUUAUCUCAAACACACGGCAACUCGGACGUACAGGAGGCGCGCGCAUCAUAUUUCCGCGUGCAGUAGUCCAACGACAACGCAAACAUGGCUUCGACGGCCGCGGGGAAGCAGCGAAUCCCGAAAGUGGCUAAGGUGAAGAACAAAGCACCGGCCGACCUGCAGAUCACAGCGGAGCAGCUGCUUCGCGAAGCCAAGGAGAGAGAGCUUGAGCUCCUGCCGCCACCGCCGCGCCAGAAGAUAUCCGACGAAGAGGAGCUUGCGGAUUACAAGCUACGCAAGCGCAAGACAUUUGAGGAUAAUAUCAGGAAGAAUCGGACAGUGGUCACAAAUUGGAUAAAGUACGCACAAUGGGAGGAGAGCUUGAAAGAAAUCCAAAGAGCACGCUCUUUAUACGAGCGUGCCCUGGAUGUGGAUCACCGCAACGUGACACUCUGGCUGAAGUAUGCCGAGAUGGAGAUGAAGAACCGGCAAGUGAACCAUGCGCGCAACAUCUGGGAUCGUGCGGUCACCAUCCUGCCACGAAUCAACGCAUUCUGGUACAAGUACACAUACAUGGAGGAGAUGCUGAGUAACGUGGCAGGCUGCCGGCAAGUGUUUGAACGCUGGAUGGAGUGGGAGCCGGAGGAACAGGCCUGGCAUUCUUACAUCAACUUUGAGCUCCGCUACAAGGAGGUGGACGCAGCCCGUGCAGUCUACGAGAAAUUUGUCAUGGUGCAUCCCGAGAUAAAGAACUGGAUCAAGUAUGCCCGCUUCGAGGACCGGCACGGCUACACGGCACACGCACGCCGCGUGUACGAGCGGGCCGUCGAGUUCUACGGCGAGGAGCACAUGAAGGAGCCGCUUUUUGUUGCCUUCGCCCGCUUCGAAGAAGCCCAGAAAGAGUUUGAUCGCGUGCGCGUGAUAUACAAGUAUGCCUUGGAUCGUAUACCGAAGCAGUCAUCUCAGGAGCUCUUCAAGAACUACACCAUGUUUGAGAAGAAGUACGGCGACCGCCGCGGUAUUGAGGACGUCAUCGUCAGCAAGCGCCGCUUCCAGUACGAAGAGGAGGUCAAGGCAAACCCGCACAACUACGACGCCUGGUUUGACUACCUGCGCCUGGUGGAGAGCGACUGCGAGGCGGAGUCCGUGCGCGAGGUGUACGAGCGAGCCAUCGCCAACGUCCCUCUGCUGCCAGAGAAGCGCCACUGGCGCCGCUACAUUUACCUGUGGAUCAACUUCGCGCUGUUCGAGGAGCUGGAGAUGAAGGAUCCAGAUAGAACAAGACAAGUUUACCAAGGCUGUCUAGAGCUUAUUCCACACAAAAAGUUCACCUUCAGCAAGAUCUGGCUGCUGUUUGCACAGUUCGAGAUUCGGCAAAAGAACCUGACAGCUGCUCGAAAAGUCCUCGGCAUGUCGAUUGGCAAGUGCCCCAAGAACAAGCUGUUCAAGGGCUACAUUGAGCUGGAACUGCAACUGCGGGAGUUUGACCGCUGCCGGAAGCUCUACGAGAAGUUCUUGGAGUUUGCGCCGGAGAACUGCACGACGUGGAUGAAGUUCGCGGAGCUGGAGACCAUCCUGGGAGACGUGGAGCGCUCACGAGCAAUCUAUGAGCUGGCAGUCGGGCAGCCACGCCUCGACAUGCCCGAGGUGCUGUGGAAGUCCUACAUCGACUUUGAGAUCGAACAAGAGGAGUGUUCCAGGACACGGAAUCUGUACCGCCGCCUCUUGCAGCGCACGCAGCACGUCAAGGUAUGGAUAAGCUUCGCCAAGUUUGAGCUGUCGGUGGAGGGCAAAGAACGCGUCUCGCGUUGCCGGCGUGUGUACGAGGAAGGCAACCGCUCGCUGCGCAGCUGCGAGGAGAAGGAAGAGCGAGUGAUGCUGCUGGAGGCAUGGCGCGACUUCGAAGAUCCGUUCGGCAAUGAAGACAGCCGCGAGCGGGUGCAGAAGCUGAUGCCCAGCCGUGUCAAGAAACGCAGAAAGGUUCAGACGGAUGACGGGUCGGAUGCUGGCUGGGAGGAGUAUUACGACUACAUCUUCCCUGAAGACUCGGCCAACCAGCCCAAUCUUAAGCUGUUGUCCAUGGCCAAGAUGUGGAAGCAACAGCAGUACAUGGAGGCUCAUGGCAUAGCAUCUACUGCCCAGGGGGCACCACAGUGGGUAGAUGAACCAAUGGAAGAGGAUGAGCAACGAGAGAGCGAUGCGCAGACAAGUGCCCAACGACAGCCAGGAAAUGAGAAAGGUACCGUGACAGCUCGGGAUAAAAGUGACGACGAUGAUGGUGGUGAUGGUCGUGAAGAAAGGGGAGAGGGUGUUGCCACUGGUGAUGGAGACUCUGGUAGCGUCAACGAAGGGGAAGGCGAGUCUUCAGGAGAGACGAGCAAGAAAACGCCAAUAGAGAUGGAAGUGGGUGGUGGUGGCGGUGAUGAUGAAUUGGUCUCCACAAAAGCAAUAAAGAAGGAGCAGGAGAACAUUGGUGACAGAGACCCAGACAAAGACCGGGAUGAGACGGAGGACUCGUGAUAAGGCUGCCGCAUUCUCUUUGCUGCCAUUCAUCUGUUUUACCCACAGUCUUAAGUGGGUUCUAGGCAGCCACUAUAUGGAUGGAUAUCUUCAAUUUGUAGUAAAAAAAAGGCCAUUAGCAGUGGGGGGGAUGUACAAGGAAAUGUAUUUUAAAAACGUACCAUAUUUGUCAUUAACACCUACAUAUAACUGAAAAGAUAUAGCAGACAUUUUUUGGUAAUGUAGAAUUUUUGAUACUAUUAAUGGCAAAGGUGGUGAAGUUUUGAUUUCCUGGCCAAUUGGCAAAGCUUGGAGUUAGAUCAGCCCUUUGAAAAUAAUUAUUAGAAUUGUGUGAUGUAUUGUGUACUUCGCACGGACAAACACCAAUAAAUUCAAACAUUUGUAAUUAGGUCUUACUGCUGAUGGGUUACAUCGUUUUAUUUUGGUUAAUAAAAAAACUGUGACUGUC
Messenger RNA from Lethenteron reissneri (Far Eastern brook lamprey), 3050 nucleotides. RefSeq names its product crooked neck pre-mRNA splicing factor 1 (gene CRNKL1). Gene Ontology annotation, cellular component: Prp19 complex; U2-type catalytic step 2 spliceosome; post-mRNA release spliceosomal complex. Gene Ontology annotation, biological process: spliceosomal complex assembly; mRNA splicing, via spliceosome. Gene Ontology annotation, molecular function: protein binding. NCBI's taxonomy places the organism in Eukaryota, Metazoa, Chordata, Hyperoartia, Petromyzontiformes, Petromyzontidae. The record is from RefSeq and is a predicted model, not a curated record.